UUUAAUGUUUUCAUCUUAUCGGAAAUAAGUUCACUUGUAUUGUAUUAGGACAAUAUAUUUGAUUUAAAAAACACGUUUUAAAAUAAAACCGCUGAGUGAUUCGAAACAGAAGAGACAAGGAAAUGCUUUUUUCUCAGACAUGACGGCGCCAGGUCUUAACACAUUUACAGGAUAUGUGUAAACUACAGUUAACUACAUCCCAUUAGCUGCAAUCAUCGAGAACCAACUAGCUUUUACAACAGUUCUUUGCAUAUGCAAAUAUUUACAAGGGCAUUACUUAUAAGAGAAGACCCCGGAGAAACAGGCCUUAGAAGCUACUCACGCACCAGAACCCGCAAGACUUUUUCUCGAUCCUCGCCAAUUAAUCAUGGUAAAAAGUUUCUCUGUAGAGUGGCUCGCUCAAAGCGACCACAAUUGUAACCCUGAGCAAGAACAGAAAACCUUCGAACAAAAUACAGUAGCGGACAGGGAACUUCAUAUUCCAUGCUUGGCUCAGCCUCGACCACAUACAUCGUACACUACAAAAUGGUCACAGCCAAAAGGGAAGACUGUGAAAAAUGUUCUGCUUUCUGGGAUUGCGGAACAUCCAGAUGAUCAACGGGACUCUGAUCCAGUGUCUACAAACCUUUUGAGCAACCCCGUUUCUGUGAGCAUUUCAGAAAGAAACGGCGAUUCUUCCGGCUACGAGAGUGAGACUGCGUCCUCCGAAUGUCUUUCUCACGAAGAAGACACCGAAGGGGAAAGUGCUCGGCGGAGAAUCAGAACAAAGUUUACGUCGGAUCAGAUCUACAAACUUGAGAAAACCUUUAGUAAAGACAAAUACUUGGGUGCAACAGAGAGACUGAAAUUAGCAGCCAAACUAAACCUGUCUGAAAUUCAGGUAAAAACCUGGUUUCAGAACCGGAGAAUGAAGUUGAAGCGGGAGAUGCAGGACAUUCGUGCCGAGUUUUUCAGCCCUGUCCUGAUGAACCAGAUGGUGUUUCCUGCCGGUCUGUCCCUUCAGCACCACAACUUUCCUGGACAGCAAUUCUCUCUGAACCCAUUCGCCACAGCAACAUCUGCUUUCUACUCGUCUGUCUUACCGCAGGUGCCCGGGACACCCAUGGGAAUUCCACAGCCAGCACUCCACCAGAUGCAGAUGAUGGUUUCUCACUAUUAUUGAGGACUGCUAAAUAUACUGUACUGUCAGAAUAGUAACAUGAAUCUAGAUGUUUGUGACGUGAAGAGACGAGCAACAUUUGUUUUAUAUUUUUUAGAAAAUGUAUAUAAAUAAAUUAU
Messenger RNA from Lepisosteus oculatus (spotted gar), 1278 nucleotides. RefSeq names its product homeobox protein vent1. Gene Ontology annotation, biological process: regulation of DNA-templated transcription. The record is from RefSeq and is a predicted model, not a curated record. Lineage: Eukaryota; Metazoa; Chordata; Actinopteri; Semionotiformes; Lepisosteidae. Gene Ontology annotation, molecular function: DNA-binding transcription factor activity, RNA polymerase II-specific; DNA binding.